This is a messenger RNA of Bombus huntii, 1818 nucleotides long. RefSeq names its product zinc finger protein SNAI1 (gene Prdm13). NCBI's taxonomy places the organism in Eukaryota, Metazoa, Arthropoda, Insecta, Hymenoptera, Apidae. The transcript is spliced from 4 exons. The record is from RefSeq and is a predicted model, not a curated record. Gene Ontology annotation, cellular component: nucleus. The coding region runs from base 480 to 1790 and encodes 436 amino acids.
CCGGUAGGCUCCUUUUCAACGUAUCGUCAGUUAACAGUUAUUUGAAAUAAUGAAUUACGCGAAUCUUGCUAGGUAUACUUUACGUUUCCUCGAAAUCUUUGAAAAGGCCCACGUCGUUCGUUAACGUUAACCACAUCCAUAUCUACGUUUACACACCCUCCCCUAAUUGAUAAAGCAUCAGGAUUCGCAAGUCGUAAGCACGUGGGCCGUUUAACCUUAGUUCUUUAAAUACAAUUACACGUAUACUAACAGUGGUAUGGGGUGUAACAGUGGAGGGGAGCGAGUGUCUAACCCCCUGAUACUCAAUUCGGGGUACGAGCCCACCGAAUAUUUAAGCCACGUGCGGAAUGCAGUUCGAACUUAGUUGACAGAUCGACGUCGUGUUACCAUCAUCGAGAAACUUUAAUACCAACCAAGAUCAGUGUCCGCCAUAUCGUUUUUGCACGAGAUAAAGUAUCUAGUGCAGUGAGGACAAUUUGAUGAUGAACGCUGAAGAGUACAAAAAGAUCGUUUUAUUCCAAAAAUAUUUAAACAAACCUAUCGUCAGAGCUGCGGGGCCCAUUGGAAAAGAUUCUUCGACGGAGAUCAUUGAUGUGAAAAAACUGUCUCAGAAUAGUGCAACGGGAAUUCAGUAUGUUGAAAUUAUCGAUGCGGAAGGUCGCCUGAUUUGCGUAAAUAAGCUGGUGACCACUCCUUGCUGGUUAAAAAUCAUCGAAUUUGCAAAUGACUGUCAAGCCUGUAACGUGCUCUUAAUGACUACAGCCGAAGGUGUAAUACUGAAAACGAUAAGGGACAUAACUCCCGGUGAACCACUGCUGAUGUGGUUUACCGAAUAUAUUCUCGCUAUGUUGAAUAUACCAUUCUUGUCACCAUGUAACAUACAAGAUCAGACUCGCUAUAUUUGUCACAUAUGCAACAACUUGUUCGAGUUCCCAAAUCCUUUGAAGAUACAUUUAGCCCUAAAGUGCAAUCGACUGGACAGUAGUCAUCUCUGGACGUUGCUAAGCAAAGAAUUCAACUUGUCGCCGAGACCAAGCUUGUCUCUCAACCUGUUCCCCAAUCCGACUUUCAAAUUCGAACUGACCAAAUUGCCGCAAACUCCGCCUGUCAGGGUAUCACCGAUCACAAUAAAAACCAUAGAUAAUACCGUUCAGCUUGCAAAUAUCAAUCCAUCGAAGUGUUCCGAUCAACCCUCUCCAUCCUCUUCAAAUGCGCUAUCUUCUAAUUCUUCAUCCACCACGCAAAUUUCACCAAGCAAACCAGCACCAUCGACAAGAGAGCCGUCUAUAACGAAAGAUACACUUCAUCGACAGUCUGCUUUCCAGCCAUACUCAAAUCAAGGCAGCAUCCUUAAAAAGAUCCAUCCACUAACAAGGAACGAGACUGUUUUAACGCCCUACAAUAUGCAAACGACUGCCGCACCGAUCAGUACCGACGUCCAUGCAGCACAAGUGGAAACCAUAGUCAGCAAUCUCGGUAAAUCGAAGCAAGGACACCUCUGCAUUUAUUGUGGAAAGGUUUACUCGAGAAAAUAUGGUUUAAAAAUCCACAUCAGAACUCAUACCGGUUACAAACCCUUAAAAUGUAAAUAUUGCCUGCGACCAUUCGGAGAUCCUAGCAAUUUGAAUAAACACGUACGGCUACACUCGGAGGGCGAAACACCAUACAGGUGUGACUUAUGUGGAAAAGUUUUGGUCAGAAGGAGAGAUCUUGAGAGGCAUUUAAAAUCGAGACACCAAGAAAACAUAAUCGAUAGUACGGAUACUUCGUCUGAUGGUGCUGACGUUUAAGUAGAAAAAGAGGAGAUAUUACACGCCG